Molecule: messenger RNA, 2670 nt
Organism: Linepithema humile (Argentine ant)
Lineage: Eukaryota; Metazoa; Arthropoda; Insecta; Hymenoptera; Formicidae
Product: death-associated inhibitor of apoptosis 1-like
Biological process (GO): negative regulation of apoptotic process; regulation of cell cycle
Cellular component (GO): nucleus; cytoplasm
Molecular function (GO): cysteine-type endopeptidase inhibitor activity involved in apoptotic process
Source: RefSeq, a predicted model, not a curated record
CGAAUUCUGGAUCUAAUUCUGGAAUCUGUAACCACGCGUGUGUCUUACGGAGCGGUUUUUUUUUGGGACAAGUUUUGAUGCCGCUUCACGUUACUGACUGUCGAAUGGUCGACAUGAAGGGCAGGCUUGACUUUCAUUAAUUUAUUUUUAACGUUUGUACAAUGAUGUGUGCAGUAAAACAUAUAAAGUGUUAUAUAUGUGCUUUUAUUUGUACGAACAGUCUUUUGUGCAUUAAUUCUUAACAUUAACAUAUUGUGCUAUUAAAAAUUUUGCUUUCACUACCUGUAAAUUUAUAAUAUUGCAAAAAGAAGGCUUCAAAAUUACACGCCUAUAUAUAUAGCAUAUGUAUAUACAUACAUCCAUCCAAAAUGACUCUUACAUUCUUUAAAACUCUGUCAAAUCUGCAAAUGCAAAUCAACAUUUUUAUCGACGAAGUAGACAAUGUUGAUUAUCAAUAUAAAGCGGUCAGGCUUGAAAGCUUCAAAAAUUGGCCGAUAACAUACAUAAAGCCUGAGAAGCUUGCGGCUGCUGGCUUUUAUUUUACAGGUCAAGAUGACAAGGUUAAAUGUUUUGAUUGUCGUUUAGAAUUAUACAAAUGGAAGGAAGGGGAUGAUCCAAUGAUGAAUCACAGAAGUUUUUCCCCCACGUGCAGAUUUAUUUGCAAUGUUCCUUACAAUAUAUUAGUUGACUUCGAACUCAGUACCAGUUUAUCAAAGGACAAGGAAACACAAAUACUGACAAAGGAAGACACAAAUGCUUCUGGAUUAUCCAACAUGGAACGUGAUUGGUUUACGAAUAAAUUAGAAAUGGCCAAACAUCCUUAUUAUUCCAUGUAUUCACUUCGUCUUGACACUUUUCAAAACUGGCCAACUUCGAAAACGCAAACCAAGGAGCAGUUGGCGGAAGCGGGAUUUUUUUACGCAGGAAACCAUCAGAACAACGAUCACGUAUUAUGUUUCUAUUGUGGCUUAGGCUUAGGUGAUUGGCAAAACGGCGAUAAUCCUUGGAAAUUGCACGCUUUAUGGAUGCCUGACUGCUUUUAUUUACUUGAAAUUAAAGGUCAGGAAUAUGUGAACAGUUUUCAGAUUUCCGAAGAGUCUUACUUAAGACAAAUUGAAACGCAGCUGUCACAGGACAUUGAAGCAACGUCAUCAGAAUCGGCAAUCAAAGAGAAUUCUGGCUCUAAUUCUGGAAUCUCCAACAUUUCUAGUGAUGUGGAAAGUAUGUUACGUAAUAUGUCGACAUUGUCAGUUAAAGAUAACAGCAAUAUUACAAAAUCAUCGCAUACAAAAACGAAAAGUUCUUCAUCCAUUGCUGAAUCCACUGAGAAGUUGUUGUGUGAAUUUUGUUAUGAUAAUAAGCGAGACAUAGCGUUUAUGUCGUGCAUGCAUAUAGUAGCUUGCUUCAAAUGUUCGAAAAAAUUUGAGAUAUGUCCUAUAUGUCGUCAAAAAAUAUUGUAUAGGAUGCCAGUGAAAUUAGUAUAGUAUCUCGCUACUGGAAUUUUUUAACAAAGAUUUAAUACACGGAACUGACUUCUUUUCUCUUAAGUUUUGCCGUACACGAAAAAAAAUUUUCGUGUACGGCAAAAACACGACAAAUUUUAUGCUGUUAUAGCAAAAUGUCGCUGAGUAUGGAUAGCAAAAAGAGAUUUGUUACAAAUAUUAUUUUUUAAUUUUUUGCUAAAAAUAAUAUUGCUAAAUCUGCAAAUGAUGUGACUAUUGUAACAAAUUCAUUUCUAUUAGUAGCGAUAAUUUAGCUGCGAUAGCAAAAUGCAUUUGUUAGAAAUAGAUAAUUUUACACCAGGAAAAUUAAUGUUUUUUUGCAAACAAUUGUAUUAAUUGUAAGCAAAAUUCAUUUAUUCUGCCAAUAAAGAUUUUGCUAGGUAACAAAUUAUCUGAAAAAUUAUUGUAAUGAUUAUAGUAAUGAUUAUAAAUUAUGUAAUGAAAUUUUGUUGCUAUCAAUAUGUAAUAGCAUAUCGACGACGAUUUUGUUUGUACAAUAACAAAAUUUUUUUUCGUGUGUUAGGAUUUUGGACAUGAAACAAAUAUCUACAUAAUCAUUUCCACAUGAUGCACUUGAUAAAAUUAAUAAUUUAUUCCCAUACGUUGCUGUUUACAAAUUUCUCGCAGUUUUGUGUAAAGUAAACAUGUAAUUAUUUCAAUUUCGAAAGACUGAAUUACAAAUAUUCAUGAUUACAUUUUUAUAAAUAGAAAAGUUUUAACAAUUGUGUGUGUAAAUUUGUAAUAAACUGACGUCUGAAUAAAUAUUUUUGGCAAAUAUUGUGCAAGUCUUGACAUAAAGAACACAUCCUUCGAUAACACCGUCCAAACGUUCGGACAACGUUUACAGAAUAUAUCGAUAUGUUACCGUAUAAAAAAUAAGCUGUUUUAAUAUAUCCUUUUGUUAUAUCUUAUGACGUAAAAACCACCAAUCGUUCGUUCAAUAAAUUAUUGCUUUCAGUUAUAGCUUCGUUUUAUCCACAACUCGAUUUAUUUCAGACAGUGAAAAAAAUGCAUUACUUAUUUUCGCAAUUGUAAUACUUCGUGUGCUCUCCUCGAACAUCUACAUACAUUUCUUUCUCUCGUAUUAUUCAUAUUUGUUGAUGAAAUCAAUAUUCAUUGAUAAUCAAUAUUCAUUGACCAGAUACUUACAAUCUUGCAUAACGAGGAA